AUGGGUGAUAUUUACUUGUGGUGUUCUCAGCUUGAAUCUGCUAUGACUAGGCGUCGGGCGAUUGAUGGGGCGCAAGAGCGGCCGGAUGCGGAUCCAGAGCAUCCUUGGCGGAUCCCUGAAGACCCGACGCCGACAGCGUUGCCAUUCAACAUCCGGAGAAUUAGUCAAACGCGAAAAGAACAUUGCAGUAAGCAAGAUGAAUGGAACAGAAACAUCUAA
Aspergillus niger is the source of this 219-nucleotide messenger RNA. RefSeq lists its product as hypothetical. The transcript is spliced from 2 exons. Lineage: Eukaryota; Fungi; Ascomycota; Eurotiomycetes; Eurotiales; Aspergillaceae. The coding region runs from base 1 to 219 and encodes 72 amino acids. The record is from RefSeq and is a predicted model, not a curated record.